UGACAAGCAGGAAGCUUAUGUACUCAGAGUAGCAUGUUUGUCUCCAAGAGACGUUUCAUUUUGAAGACAUGUGGUACCACCCUCUUGCUGAAAGCACUGGUUCCCCUGUUGAAACUUGCUAGGGAUUACAGUGGGUUUGACUCAAUUCAAAGCUUCUUUUAUUCUCGUAAGAAUUUCAUGAAGCCUUCUCACCAAGGGUACCCACACCGGAAUUUCCAGGAAGAAAUAGAGUUUCUUAAUGCAAUUUUCCCAAAUGGAGCAACAUAUUGUAUGGGACGCAUGAAUUCUGAUUGUUGGUGCUUUUGUACUUUGGAUUUCCCAGAGAGUCGGGUAAUCAAUCAGCCGGAUCAAACCCUGGAAAUUCUGUUGAGUGAGCUUGACCCAGCAGUUAUGGACCAGUUCUACAUGAAAGAUGGUGUUACUGCAAAGGAUGUCACUCGUGAGAGUGGAAUUCGUGACCUGAUACCAGGUUCUGUCAUUGAUGCCACACUGUUCAAUCCUUGUGGGUAUUCAAUGAAUGGAAUGAAAUUGGAUGGAACUUAUUGGACUAUUCACAUCACAGAACCAGAAUUUUCUUAUGUUAGCUUUGAAACAAACUUAAGUCAGACCUCCUAUGAUGACCUGAUCAGGAAAGUUGUGGAAGUCUUCAAGCCAGGAAAAUUUGUGACUACCCUGUUUGUAAAUCAGAGUUCUAAAUGUCGCACAGUGCUUUCUCCGCCCCAGAGUAUUGAAGGUUUUAAACGUCUUGAUUGCCAGAGCGCUAUGUUCAGUGAUUACAAUUUUGUUUUUACCAGUUUUGCUGAGAAGCAGCAACAACAGCAGAGUUGAUUAAGAAAAAUGAAGAAAAAACGCAAAAAGAGAACACACAUAGAAGAAGGUGGUGGCUGCUUUUUAGAUAUUGAUACCAAGGGCCAUGCUUUCCAUAACCACCACCUUGUAGUUGCAGAAAGCCCUAGAUGUAAUGAUAGUGUAAUCAUUUUGAAUUGUAUGCAUUAUUAUAUCAAGGAGUUAGAUAUCUUGCAUGCAUGCUCUCUUCUGCGUUUAGGUAUCCUAUGCCACUCUUGCUGUGAAAUUGAAGUGCAUGUAGAAAAAACCUUUUACUAUAUGAAACUUUACAACACUUGUGAAAACAACUCAGUUUGGUUUAUGCACAGUGUAGUAUUUCUCCAGGUAUCAUCCAAAAUUCCCCACAGACAAGGCUUUUGUCCUCAUUAGGUGUUGGCCUCAGCCUAGCCAUCUGGGACUGUUCUAUUAAAUUGCUACCAGGAUUUUGCAUCCAGUUACCUCCACUUUCUAGAACAUAUUCUCUACUAAUGUUAUUGAAACCAGUUUCUACUUCAUACAGGUGUUCUUGCAGCACCAAUCAAAGUUCUUCUUCCACGAGUCGAGUCCUCUACGAAAAUGACUGCAGUUAUCCAUUUUGUGUAUUACUAUCUCACUGCUUCCUAUACUUGUGUGACUUUAAUUGAUUCAUUCCUCACCAUGGUAUCUCCCUCCCAACCACACCCCCUCCAUAAAGCAAUACACUGUUACACUGUGGGUUUACACUAACCUUAUACCCUAGAAGGGGAAUGGGGGGAUGGACCCUGGGCUUAAUUUUCUUUUAAGGUCAAGGGAGUUUGGCAUUUUUCGUUACCAUGAGGUCUUUUGAAAUAAGCUGGUGUUGAUUAGCAAAGAAGGUGUAGAUUGAUACUAGGGAAUAUUGGCAGAACUGUAUGGAAACUGUAUGCCAUUCUGUGCCCCCCAUUAAAUGAGAUUAGCUUCUCAUGGGUCCCAUGUCUUUAUUAACUUGCUAAGUAGUAGUAUAAAAAAUUAUAACUAAAUUUGUUAGCAAGGAGAUUUAAGAUAAAGGUUGUGUUGGAUUCAACAAGUCAAGUCAGCUCAGAUGAUUCACCUCAACUUUUACUUUCAUAGCCAUUUCCACUCAUUUCUAUUAAUGAUAUGCCAUAAACUUUGGUUCAAAGCAGAAUCGAUUUCUUUGCCAUCUUGUGACUUAAAAAGUUAUGUGACUUUGUGAUGCAUGUGAUAGUGUUCUGAUGGUUCCUCUUACUGGUAUUUCUUUCUCCAUGGAGUAACAUCAAGUGAUGAAUGAGAACUGUUCAGGUUAUUCAGACAUACUACACAGUGAAGCAGAGCGCUAUCCAUAAAACAUAACACACAAAAUUCCAAAAUGGUCAAUGGGAAAUGACUAGAAAUACAGGCUUAAAAGAGUUGGCAUCUUUUAGCUGUAUUUGCUAAUACGGACAUUUAUUUAAGCAGCUGAGAAAAGAGCAAAGUUGACUCAAUUUUGUAUUUCUUCUUG
Messenger RNA from Aethalodelphis obliquidens (Pacific white-sided dolphin), 2302 nucleotides. RefSeq names its product S-adenosylmethionine decarboxylase proenzyme-like. Gene Ontology annotation, molecular function: adenosylmethionine decarboxylase activity; putrescine binding. The record is from RefSeq and is a predicted model, not a curated record. NCBI's taxonomy places the organism in Eukaryota, Metazoa, Chordata, Mammalia, Artiodactyla, Delphinidae. Gene Ontology annotation, cellular component: cytosol. Gene Ontology annotation, biological process: spermine biosynthetic process; spermidine biosynthetic process.